UUUCAACUGAAGCGUAUGCUCCCGCUUGAAAAUGUCAUAAGGAUGGUCAUUAAAUAGGCUACGUAAAUAAGUUUUAUAUUGUUAUUUGGCUGGGAUAUAUUGGAAGUUAAAGUUAGACUGUUUUAACAAAGGUUAAUAAACUACUUCCUCAAACUGUUGUAUUGAUACCCACCCCCUAUUGAUUUAACGUUGUUCGCGUAAUGUGUUGCAUUGGCACAAUUGUGUUAAAAUGACUGCUUACUAGUGAACACAUUGAUUCGCGUUUUUCAGUUAUUUCGUACUUGAGUAUUUUCAUGAUGAACACGGUUACAUUCUGAGGAUGGUGUUGUCUUUGUACAUAAUUCGACUUGGACUGUUCUCCAGCCAUUUUCUAAAAAUGCAUUGUCGAUGUGAAGGUUUUUUUUAACGCGUUUGUGGCUCUGUCAUGCGCAUCAAGAACUACACAGUAAAAUGUUCAGUGUUAAAUCAACUCUUACAGAGUACCCUACAUAUGGUCCCGGUUGGACUCACCUGUGUUCUAGAGUUUAACACGGGACAUUUUACUGUGUGUUGUCUCUAGUAUGAUUGGGGUACUUUUAGUUUCUGCUGUCCCGUGAUAUUGUGGAGAGACGUAUGGUGGUCAUACAUACAUGAUGUGAGAAAAUAUGGCCUAUAGUCAAAUGUUUUAGUCUGACACGCCUACUCGUAACACAACUCCACGAAUGACCCAACUUGGAACUUUGAGGCGUGGGCGUAAUUUAUUUCCACUUCUCCUGGAACCCUUUGUCAAUAUGGUAUCCUAGUUCACCAUUCCCACCAAGGGCAAAAGACCUUACAUAUAUUCGUUCGAUGCUACACUCGUCUUGACGAUAUGAUUCAUCAUCAGCAAGAUUCUGAUAUGUCGAUGUUUAGUAUUUGUGCGAAAAAGGCAAAUGUAUAGAAUUGAUACACAUACUUUAAAAUGUAUGUGUUUUAUUUAUUUGUUUUCUGGACAAAAUUCAUGUCGUAUAGAUUACACUCAGUUGGCCUGGAGUAGGUUGUAUUAUGGAUAUGCACUUGCAUGGUCUCAGCGGUAAAAUUAACAUUAUUUUGUUCCUGGCAUCGGAUUAUUUUUAAUGUUCUGAACAGGAAUAAGAAAAGAAAAAGUUCCUUGAACACUUGUGUGAAGACCUACAACGAAGAACGUAUUGAUAAAAACCAACGUUUAUCGGCAAGAUGCCUACCUGUUCUGAACAGAAAUGAAAGCAGAGCCAAACCUAAGAAAGGAAUGGCGUUUGACCCAAAUUGGCCCCAUCUGUGUGUUUGGAAAAUGGGUCCCUCUGCAGUUUGGGGCUGUCUUACUCAAAUUGGUCGUACAUAAUGCCUCCAAUCACCUUCCAGGACCUCCCUCUCAACAUCUACAUGGUCAUCUUUGGGACCGGCAUCUUUGUCUUUGUCCUGAGUCUCAUCUUCUGCUGCUACUUUAUAAGUAAACUGAGACACCAAGCCCAGAGCGAGAGAUUUGGAUACAAGGAGGUCAUAUUCAAAGGGGACACCAAGAAAUUGAAUCUCCAUGGGCAGACAUGUGCCGUCUGCCUGGAGGACUUCAGAGUGAAGGACGAGCUAGGAGUGUUGCCAUGCCAACAUGCCUUUCACAGGAAGUGCCUGGUGAAGUGGCUGGAGGUCCGCUGUGUCUGUCCCAUGUGCAACAAACCCAUCGCCGGCCCCCCAGGGCAGAGGCACAGCCUCGGGACCCUGCUGGACGAGCUGGUGUAGAGACGCGCCGCCUCCGCGCUAACGGUACGCCGCGAGCGCGCAAAUCAGUACACAGCAGCAGCAGCAAGCUAAACAAACACCGACGCGGAACAGCCCUCCGGAAGGCAAAGCCACACUGGCGAUGAAUCAGGAGAACACAAGAGGAGCCGGCUGUCGAGAGACUUUUAACGCAACCCAGGGACCUGGAGCUAGCAAUAUCGACAGUGGAACUCCACCAAAUGAGAUGGACAAACAUCUGACUGAAAUUUUCAUCUGGCAGUGGCGGUUAAUCUAGUUUAUACAGCAAGUUUGAUGUAGCCCUUGAGUCUGGAUACGGUGGAUUAAAAAAUAAAUGUGGUUUACAGGAUGCUCCUGUCCAGGCUCAUGGGCAUGAAGGAAGUUGGAUCUAUUACCCCUUUGCUAAUAUGGGGGGAAAUGAUACAUAUGUACAAUGACCAUGUGUAUGUGUGUACAUACGUAAGUUUGACUGAAUUGCACUGGACUAUCAUCUGUGAAAACUCAGUUGUUUAUUGAACUUGACUUUUUUUGUAAAAAAAAAAACUAAAAUUCCAAAUAAGAAUAUAAACUGUUGUUUUACAAACUGAAAGUGAAAAAAGCACUUGAAACACACCCAGUGCUUUGUGGGGGGACCCAGGGGAGAAUUUUCUGGGCGUGUUUUCCGUGUGCAUUCCCCAGAUCUCUGGGGGAUGGAGGGCGCUCAAACCAGCACUAUCUCACAAUGCACUGCCAUUUCCGCAGCACACUUUACACGUUCCCUUUGUGACAAAUAGAGCGUCACCGUUUCAGAAAAUACACGUAUAAAACAAACCAAAUGCCUAUUUUGGUUAACUUGAUCAAAGUUAACAGCCUUGUCGUAGUUGUGGGGCUAGCAUCAGUGCUUCUUACCAUGGGGAGGCUAUGACAUUUACACUGCUGUAGCUGUGGCGGAAAGCAAACGUACACUUGUCUCAUCCCUCAUUGAGGAGCACUGCAUUUCACAUUUGUGCAUUUCAAGGUUAACUGAUCCUUAUGAUUCCAGCCACUGUCUUUUAGAGCUUUCUCGGCGUGGUGGUCGGAGUCUCAGUGAACCAGCUAGAAACCAGCAUGAAAAUCAGAAUUCCUGGUGGCUAAUAAGCAGAGGACGAUGUUGGGGAAAGGAGACAAAAAUCCCUGAAGCUUUAGAAAUAAACCACUGUCGUGUCGAUUUGAAGUUGGGUGUCUGCUUCCCUUGCUUAAGAAUGUUGCCAUAAAAGGAUAGGCCUACUGGUAGCUUAGCAACAUGCAAUUCAUCUGCACAAGAUAUUUUAAAUGUGGACCAGGCAGCUGCUGGCUCUGAGACCUGAUAUCAAUUGUUUUAAUCAAGCUUUAAUUUAACCCAAUACGGUGGUGACUGGGGAACGUAUUACUGCCGAGACAACCAACAUGUGUUCCAGUAUCUAUGCCAUUUGUUUAAUUCACAAAGUUUGCAAGAAUUGGCAAAUAAAUGGUUUUAAAGAUACUCAACAAUUUAGUACAAAUUUUAAUGAGUAUCAUAAAAAGGGUUAUCCAGGCGCGAUGGAGGAAAUGACUUGGAACCUUGGAUGUAGGCAAACAUCUACAUGGCACAGGGAGGAAUAGGACUGGCUUAGCAGAGGUGACAUCACUUCCUGUAGUGGACGUUCAGCCUGCUCCCUUGUGUUGCUGAAUUGCACCUCACAACAUAUCAGCACAGAAUCAUUACGAGUACCCAGAGCCAAAUACCUUAGUCCAGUGGUAAAAGUGCCUGACGUUUGUAACACAUGCACUUCUGUAACUGCUUCAUAUACAGGAUUAAAUGGGGUGGGAAAACGUG
Anguilla rostrata (American eel) is the source of this 3544-nucleotide messenger RNA. RefSeq names its product RING finger protein 122. Lineage: Eukaryota; Metazoa; Chordata; Actinopteri; Anguilliformes; Anguillidae. The record is from RefSeq and is a predicted model, not a curated record. Bases 1339 to 1734 code for a protein of 131 amino acids. The transcript has 7 exons.